AUGACUUCAAAGGAAGCAAACGCAGCUGUAAGGAAGAUUAUUGAAUCAUUCAAGCCUCUGUGUGAACAAGAGGAGCAAGAUAAAGUCACUACAUUGAAAUACCUUGACCUUUUUGAUAAUGUUCUCAUUAGAGACAAUACAUUCGCUCACUUUUCAUCAUCUUCAUUCAUUUUCAACAAGGACAGAACAAAAACAUUGUUUAUUUACCAUAAUAUCUAUGAUAGCUGGACAUGGACUGGUGGCCACAAUGAUGGUGAUCCAGAUUUCCUCCAUGUCGCUAUCAAAGAAGCAAAGGAAGAAACUGGUGUUGAUGUAAAGGUUAUUUCUAAGGAUCCUAUUGCUCUCGAUAUUCUUCCAGUUUGGGGGCAUGUCAAACGCGGUCAAUGGGUUUCAAGUCAUCAGCAUAUCAAUCUUACAUAUAUAUUUGAGGCUGAUGAUUCACAGGAACUCUUUGUAAAACCAGAUGAAAACAGUGGCGUCAAAUGGGUUCCUGUUGAGGAUGUUUGCAAAGUAAGUAAUGAAAGAGAUAUGUAUCCUGUUUAUAACAAGAUCAUUGAAAGAGCUCAAAAGAUGCUUUGA
Molecule: messenger RNA, 579 nt
Organism: Trichomonas vaginalis G3
Lineage: Eukaryota; Parabasalia; Trichomonadida; Trichomonadidae
Product: NUDIX domain-containing protein
Exons: 1
Coding region: 1-579 (192 amino acids)
Source: RefSeq, a predicted model, not a curated record